Messenger RNA from Salvia miltiorrhiza (redroot sage), 926 nucleotides. Its product is annotated as abscisic acid receptor PYL2-like. Gene Ontology annotation, biological process: abscisic acid-activated signaling pathway. NCBI's taxonomy places the organism in Eukaryota, Viridiplantae, Streptophyta, Magnoliopsida, Lamiales, Lamiaceae. Gene Ontology annotation, molecular function: protein phosphatase inhibitor activity; signaling receptor activity; abscisic acid binding. Bases 187 to 759 code for a protein of 190 amino acids. The record is from RefSeq and is a predicted model, not a curated record. The transcript has a single exon. Gene Ontology annotation, cellular component: nucleus; cytoplasm.
AUUCUCUCCAAAUAGUGUAAAAACAAAAUAUAAAAUAAAAAAUAAAAUUUCCAUCAAUUUUCAAUUCUUUACAAUUUAUAAACCCUUUAUCUCUCAAAUCCCUAAAAUCUCCCACCAUUUUCCCGCUACAAUUUCCCCCAAAUCAGAUCUUCUCUUCUCCACAAUUUCUCGAAAUCGAAAUUAAUCAUGGACGACGCACCACCGCUGCCGCCGAUGCCUAGCGGCGUGACGGCGGAGGAAUACGCGCAGCUGGAGCCGGCGAUCCGCGCCCACCACACGUUCGACGCAAUGCCCCACACAUGCACGUCGCUGAUCGCGCAGCGCAUCGACGCGCCGGCGGCGGCGGUGUGGCCGCUCGUGCGCCGCUUCAACGCCCCGCAGCGGUACAAGCACUUCAUCAAGAGCUGCCGCCUCGUCGCCGGCGACGGCGGCGUCGGCAGCGUCCGCGAGGUCGCCGUCGUCUCCGGCAUCCCCGCCUCCGCCUCCACCGAGCGCCUCGAGAUCCUCGACGACCGCAAUCGCGUCCUCAGCUUUCGCGUCGUCGGCGGCGACCACCGCCUCAAUAAUUACCGCUCCGUCACCUCCGUCAACGAAUUCAGCGACGGAGCGAGGGUUUACACGAUCGUGCUGGAAUCGUACAUCGUCGAUAUACCGGCGGGGAACACCCGCGAAGAUGCGAGGAUGUUCACGGAUACGGUGGUGAAGCUGAAUCUGCAGAGGCUUGGAGUAGUGGCGGUAGCAAAUUUGCAUGCGAAUUAAUGAAAAAAAAAAUGGGAAAAAAAAAAAAGAAUUGUUGGAAAUAGUUUUUUGUUCUUUGAUUUUCUUCUCACUGUGUGAACUCUGUGUGAGAGUAGGCGAAUCUGUUGACAAGAAUGUGUUUCUUUUUUUCUUUUUCUUUUAAAUCCAAGUUGGAAUUACAAAAUUCU